This is a messenger RNA of Anopheles gambiae (African malaria mosquito), 4227 nucleotides long. RefSeq lists its product as uncharacterized. The record is from RefSeq and is a predicted model, not a curated record. Lineage: Eukaryota; Metazoa; Arthropoda; Insecta; Diptera; Culicidae. The transcript is spliced from 2 exons. Bases 1213 to 3084 code for a protein of 623 amino acids.
AAAAGGGGUAUCUGUUGCGAACGCGACAAUCCAGAUUUUUUAUAUUUCUUUCUAACCAUAAAAUAGAAUAAAAUAUGAUAGUUCAAACAUACUCGAGAACAGACGUACCAUCAAGGAGACAAACUUAAUGUAAUCCUAAACCCUUCAAGUAGGGCCAUCUGGGUAUUUUGACUUGCAUUUUUUAGCAGUCAAUUACUUCAAUUCGUUUCGAACCUAUAACGAUUAACUUAGGAUUACAGCAUGCAUGUGUGCCAAGCUAGACCAACUCCGAGAAGCGUAGGAAAAUUCCACAUCCAUUUUUCUCACGGCCGUAAAAUCGUUAAACCUAAAAAUCUCUCAAACAUAGAUGCGUUAAUAACAUGAACCAGAUAAGAUUUCGAAAGGCAAUAAGUUCAAGUAUUUGUCAAUGAUGCGAUACAUCCGGAACAUGCACCACAGAAGUCAAGUGUUAGGUACAGUUACGCCAAAAAGGGAAAACCACAACGCCUGCAAUCAAUGCAACAAUUUGUUCUCACCAGAGAAAGCAAUAAAAAAGAGAUCACAUUUCCUUCAGGAUCGCUUGACAUAAAACAGCACACCAGAACCAGAAAACCUCCUAGGAGAAUGCGUAGGCGUGGCAAAAAGGAAAAGGCUAGCGACACGAACAUAUGCGAAAAAGGAAGAGAAAAUAACCUUCCCAAAAUAGAACUUGAAGAAAUUAGUAUAUAAGAAUUCAUUUUGAAUCUGAAUAAACACUUACAAUUCUGACGCCUAACUGUGCACCCGUGUACAGAGUUUUUUGUCUGAACCGAUCAACUAACCUUCCGCGACUUCGCGAAUUUCAUAUCCGAAAUUAAUAAUGGUGGCUCCAGAGAGGAGUAGUGUAAAGAAAUAGGAAAACUCCAAAACUUUAUUUUUUUAUAUCUACUCCAGUGAACGAAGUGAACAAAAAAGUUAGUGAAUGAGUUUACACAAAAGGGUGUUAAAUUGUAACGUCAAAUCGUAUUUCUUACCGUUCUUGUGAAAGAACAAUUUCCUCCUCGUCCGUUAAACUCGUUAAUUAAACAAAACAAAAAAAAACUCGUAAUCUGAACCAGCAGUGUUUGUUUAUCAAAUUACUGAACAAUUGUGCUUGUAAUAAUUCAUCACAGCGCAGCCAAGGUCCAGACAAGGAGAACGUCACCCUGCGUCACUUCAAAAGGAAAUAAAGGAACUUAUCCAGAUUCUAAUUCGAUGAAACCCGGUACCUGGCUAAAGGGACGAGUAAUAGAAUUACAACCCGGCAAGGACGGACAAAUACGAUCUGUUAAAAUAAAAACAGCACAAGGUAUAUAUUGUCGUCCAGUUACAGGAGUAGCAAUCCUUGACGUUUAUAAACAAGAAAAUCUUAAGACUUCAAUAGACAAUUCCGCCAAAACACCUGAAUUUGUAGGUAUCAUGCAUGAACGAAACCCUAAAAAACCAUUAAGUACCUGCCAUAAUCAGGUAAAUGAAAACAAGAAAAACGAUCGCGAUGUUAAAUCUUUUAAACGUCCUUAUAAUGAUUUACCACCAAACGACACGCGCGUUUCAGACUCUAAACGAGGGCCGGGAUCGGAAAAGAAAUUAACGGGGAAUACCAUCAAAAAAUUUAACAAUAUUGUCAUUACUCUACUAAUGAUUUUGUUUCUUUCAGCUGAAGCAAUAGGGGAAUCAUCAAGGGGUUUGAUAGCGUAUGACUGCGCUAAUAAUGACAUAAACAUUACUAGCUACUCCCUUAUGGACGUAGCAUCAUGUAUCCCACCGGCCAAAAAUGUAACGACAAAAGAAAUACGCAUUCAAGUACUACAAAGAAGUCCGAAAACUAUAGUACAUGUUAGUCAAUGCAAAGUAAUAAUCAAACGCUCAAUUCGACAUUGUGGCGCCUUUUCUCACACUUCUGAUUAUGAAUAUGGGUACGCGUACAUCAUAAAGGAAUUUACACCAGUAGAAUGUAAAUUAGCUCAAACGUUAGGAGAAGUUUCUAUAUCUAUCAAUGCCAAGGUCAGGGAACUGCGUCGUAAUCACACCACCAGAGGGGAAGCACUCAUCGUCGGCAGCGUCACGGGAACCAAAUGCAGCGGCGGAACUUACCGGACAUCGAGCUACACCUGGGAAAGCGCAUUGGUAUAUUACGAAUAUGAAAUCGGAAUGUACGAUUACGUAGCCACGGCGGACAUCGAAAACGACCAGGUAACGCUGCGUAACGGGAUCAUCUGCAAAUAUACGACGGGUUGGUGUCUAGAUGCGGAAUACGGCUACCUUACGUGGAGUGUCGACUUGUCAAGACAAUGCGAGCACAACGACUUUGAAAUAAUCUACGAAGGUACUGUAAACAAAACCUUUGAUCAAAAUACUGACGUCAAAACACGAGCUAACGCAGUCUACACCUUAAUAUCGAAAGAGCAUAUGUUUUCAAUAAGGGCUCUCGAUGCUACUCAAAUAUGCGGCUUUAAUAGCUACGUAACCGAUCACCCAAAGAUUUUCAUUCUUGAGUUACAAGGAUAUCAAUCGCCUUUCAAACGCAGAGCAAUCGAUGGAAAAAAUCUCGACUUGUUCACCUAUUUCAAUUCAAAAAUCACGCUAGUAGAAAACUAUCUCGGUCAAAAGUUGAACGAUGUGUACACUACAGUUAUGACCGAAAUGUGCAAACUAGAUAAAGCACUUUUGGAGACCAAAUUAACACUUGCUCGCCUAAAUCCAAGUGAAUUCGUCAAGAAUCUCGUUAAACGUCCUGGUUACACAGCAGUCGUAGCAGCCGAAGUACUAUACAUUCUGGAAUGCAAACCGGUCUACGUCACUUAUGACAGCAAAGAAGAUUGCUAUCAAGAAAUUCCAGUGAAGUACAAUAAUCGCUCUAUGUUUAUGGCUCCAGUUACACGAAUGCUACAACUAAGAGGCACGCAAAUAGACUGCACACCAUUACUACCAGCGAAAUUUACAAUUGGUGGUAGGUGGUAUACUACAGAUCAUCGUCUGAGAGAAACGACAGCCCCACAACAACUGACCACUGAUAUCGUAACGAAUUGGGCAUACAGGAGUUUACGAUGCCGAAAGUCUCCAAAAGAUGAAGAACAUGGUAUAUGAACAAAGUGAUAAGAGAAUAGCAUCUUCAGUUCUACAUAAAAUGAUCGCGGGUCAGCAUCCUAACCUACAAGGGUUUACUUUCGACGCACUCGUAUCAGAAAACAUAAUUCACAACGCGUUUCAGAAAUACUGGUCAAAACUAGUAUCUUGGUCAACCUGGCUCGGCAACGUAACGUCAACAGCUAUCGGUAUCUAUGUAUUCGGAAGAGUUGUUAAAUUCAUUAACGAUACAAUAAUACAUGGCAGGAUUCUCUUCGAGAUCUACGGAGUUGGAUGGUAAUUGUUAGCAUCCUUUUAUGAUUCCUUGACAAAUCUGCUAUCUCAUCGAGGCCAUAGAGAACAAGCAGCCAACGUAGCAAGCCAACAAAAUUACGUCAGCAUCGCGCUAGAAAAACCACAAAAUGAAGAACUACCUAAAAUUCAGGUAAUACCGUGUCAUGGUAAGCCGAGUUUUCUGUAUCCAACACUUAAAACCGUUGCACGUCCAGUAGACCACGAGAUGACAACAGCAUGCGCACCGCCUUCACAGCAACCACUCAUCGGGCAGCAAGACGGUGAUUACGAACGCAAUUAACACAAAAUAUCGUAAAUUUAUACAUAUAUUCUUAUAAUUUUCUAUCUUUGCUUUAUAAUCUCCUAAAAUCUUAUCAUAGCGAAAGUCGCGUCCCUCGUAAAACUUGUAGUUUUACGUGGGCCGGUAUGUUGCGAACGCGACAAUCGAGUUUUAAAUAUAUUUCUUUAAACUCAUAAAACAGACUAGAAUAUGAUAGUUGAAACGUACUCAAGAAUAGACGUACCCAUCAAGUUAACAAACAUAUUGCAAUCCUAAACCCUUCAAGUAAGGCCUAAAAAAAAAAUAAAAAAAAAAUAAAAAAAAAACCUGAACGGAGAACGUCUCGAUUUUCUUUGAACGUCUUGGCCUUUCCUAGGAUUUGUUUUAGGUCUCAUCCGGGUCACUCUGCCCCAUCCGAAAAGUUAUUGAAUAAAUUGUGCCACUUUCUCUGCAUAGAUUCCCACGAACCGCGAAUACUAGCCGAAAGUUUAAUGUACAAUUUAUUAUGGUAACUCCUACCGGGCAGAAACCCAUCUUUUCCUAUAAAUCUGUUUUCGGUUGGAACUUAGGACACUGAAGGCCUUUCCUUC